This is a messenger RNA of Colius striatus (speckled mousebird), 2515 nucleotides long. It is a transcript of the gene GTF2H1, whose product is annotated as general transcription factor IIH subunit 1. Gene Ontology annotation, biological process: nucleotide-excision repair; transcription by RNA polymerase I; transcription by RNA polymerase II. Lineage: Eukaryota; Metazoa; Chordata; Aves; Coliiformes; Coliidae. The record is from RefSeq and is a predicted model, not a curated record. The coding region runs from base 465 to 2186 and encodes 573 amino acids. The transcript is spliced from 16 exons. Gene Ontology annotation, cellular component: transcription factor TFIIH holo complex; transcription factor TFIIH core complex.
GGCGCGGCGGGCAGGGCGGGAGGGAGAGGCAGCGAUGGCGCCGUUUGUCGCCCCGUCGCUGCCCCCUCCGCCCGCCACCGUCAUGGCGACCGAGGAGGGGCCGUCGCGUGCGCGGGGAGGGCGGCGGGGGGAGGAGCCGGCCCGCGCCACGUGACCGCAGGGGCCGCGCCGGGGCCCGUCCGCCCGUCACGUGAGGCGGGCGUUGUUCCCCGCCCUCCCGGCGCCUAUGCGGCCUGUUCCGGUCACGUGCCCAGCGCUGCCCGCCCCAUGGCCCCAGCGGCGGCGGCGGCGCGACCCCCGUAGCGCCCGCUCCAGCGCCGGCCCCCUCGCGGCCGCCGGCACCCGCCACCUCCCGCACGGUUUAAUUCCUUUGCAUUCCAUGGCUUUGUCUCUACUGAAUUGGACAAUCAUGACCUUAAAGGACUGAAAGUAAUAAAGAGAGAAAAAAGUCAAAAUCCCUAGUCAUGCAUAUGUUGAGGUUUCUACUUGAUUCAAGUCUGUGGCCAGCUGCCUGUAAAGAUAAGCUUCUUAUAGCCACAAUGGCAACAUCAUCUGAAGAAGUGUUACUGAUUGUAAAGAAGGUACGUCAGAAGAAGCAGGAUGGAGCUCUUUACCUGAUGGCUGAAAGAAUAGCAUGGGCACCUGAAGGCAAAGACCGAUUCACAGUCAGCCAUAUGUAUGCAGACAUAAAAUGCCAGAAAAUCAGUCCAGAAGGGAAAGCUAAAAUUCAGCUUCAGCUAGUGCUGCAUGCAGGGGACACAACCAACUUUCACUUCUCCAAUGAAAGCACAGCAGUGAAGGAGCGAGAUGCAGUAAAGGAUCUUCUUCAGCAACUGUUGCCCAAGUUCAAAAGGAAAGCAAAUAAAGAACUUGAGGAGAAGAACAGAAUGCUGCAAGAGGAUCCUGUUUUGUUUCAGCUCUAUAAAGACCUUGUUGUGAGCCAAGUAAUCAGUGCUGAAGAAUUCUGGGCCAACCGUCUAAGCCUGAAUGCAGGGGAUAAUUCUGCAGCACCUAGUAAGCAGGAUGUGGGCAUCUCUGCAGCAUUUCUGGCUGAUGUAAGGCCUCAAACCGAUGGCUGCAAUGGUCUGAGGUACAAUUUAACUUCAGAUAUCAUUGAAUCCAUAUUUCGAACAUAUCCUGCAGUAAAAAUGAAAUACGCAGAAAAUGUUCCACACAACAUGACUGAGAGGGAAUUCUGGACACGAUUUUUUCAGUCCCAUUAUUUCCAUCGGGACAGGCUCAAUACAGGCUCAAAAGACCUCUUUGCAGAAUGUGCCAAACUGGAUGAAAAAGGGUUAAAAACGAUGGUGUCUCAAGGAGUAAAAAACCCCCUGAUAGACUUAACAGCUUUGGAAGAUAAAACAUUAGAUGAAGGCUAUGGUGUUGCUUCUGUGGCCUCCACAUCAAAUGCCUCAAAAUCUGCUAGAGAAAGUAGCAACGCUGCCAUUAUAAAACGCUUUAAUCAUCAUAGUGCCAUGGUCCUUGCAGCUGGCCUCAGGAAACAAGAAGCACAAAAUGACCAUUACAGUGAGACCAGCAGUACGGAUGGAAACUCCAGGGAUUCAGAUCUCUUUCAGCCACCACUGAAAAAGGUGAAACUGCAGGAGUCCAUUGAAUAUGAAGAUUUAUCAAAGAAUAAUAAUGUUAAAACUAUUGCACUAAACUUAAAGAAGUCUGAUAGGUAUUAUCAUGGUCCAACUCCAAUUCAAUCACAGCAAUAUGCAACCAGUCAGGAUAUAAUUAAUUCUUUUCAUAGUAUUAGGCAAGAAAUGGAAGCAUAUGUACCCAAACUAACUCAGGUUCUUUCAAGUGCUGAUGCUGCUAGCACUAUUGCAGUCCUGUCACCUGGAGGAGCACUUAUGCAGGGUGGAACACAGCAAGCCAUAAACCAGAUGGUGCCAAAUGACGUUCAGUCUGAACUAAAACACUUGUACGUGGCAGCAGGGGAACUGCUGCGACACUUCUGGUCCUGCUUUCCUGUUAACACGCCAUUCCUAGAAGAGAAGGUUGUGAAAAUGAGGAACAACUUGGAAAGAUUUCAGGUUACAAAGCUCUGCCCAUUCCAAGAAAAGAUUCGGAGACAGUAUUUAAGCACAAAUUUGGUAAGUCAUAUAGAAGAGAUGCUGCAGACGGCCUACAAUAAGUUCCAUACGUGGCAGUCCCGGCGGAUGCUGAAGAAGACGUGAGGACACACGCCGGCCAGGGCGGGGAGAAACAUCUGCAGUAGGGGUAGGAGUGCAACCUAGGACACGUGCAGAUCUUAGAGCUGUUGCAGGAAAACCUGCAAGCUGUGGACUUCUGGAAACGAUGCUAACUGAACUUGCACAUUUUUGAAAAAGAACUGAAAUUAAACUUGAAAACUAGGGAGAAAAUCAAGGAAGAACCAAAACAGAAGAGCUGAGGCGCAAAAAUAUUUAAAAGACACUGUUUACUGCAGUUACUCAGGAACUGCUUUUGAUUUGCAUAAAGAGCUGCUUUCAGAAAUAAAAAAUUUAAAGAGGGUGUAUUAAUAAAA